This is a messenger RNA of Cryptosporidium muris RN66, 603 nucleotides long. RefSeq names its product TB2/DP1, HVA22 family protein. NCBI's taxonomy places the organism in Eukaryota, Apicomplexa, Conoidasida, Eucoccidiorida, Cryptosporidiidae. The record is from RefSeq and is a predicted model, not a curated record. The transcript has a single exon. The coding region runs from base 1 to 603 and encodes 200 amino acids.
AUGUUUUGUAUUAAUGAUAACCCAGAAUCCAUAAGUACCUUUAGUGGUAUUAAUUUCAAUGUGGAGAAAUAUUGUAAAGAUUUAGAUAUAAAAUUGAGUCAAUAUGAUUAUAUUAAGAUGAUAUGUAAUUAUAUUGGAUGUCGUCCAAGCUAUCUACUUGUAACUUUGUCACUUAUUUUAAUAAUAACAGUUGCUAUGGGUUAUGCAGGAGCAUUAAUAUGCAAUUUAAUUGGUUUCGUAUAUCCAGCAUAUAUGAGCUUUAAGGCAAUAGAGACUCCAGAUAAGAUGGAUGAUAAACAAUGGCUAACAUAUUGGGUUGUAUAUGCAAUAUUUAAUAUUGUUGAAGCAUUUACUGAUCUUAUUUUAUUCUGGAUACCAUUCUACUAUUUAGGGAAAUUGUGCUUCUUAUUUUGGUUAUUUUUGCCAGAAAUGAAGGGUGCUGAAGUUUUAUAUUUAAAUUUAUUUAGACCAAUAUUACUAAAAUUUCAGAAUAAGAUAGAUAAGGCACUUGAUGGUGUUAUGGAUGUGUCACAUGCUGCAAAGAUAGUUGCUCAACGUUAUUCUAGUCACUUGACAUCUAAAAAGGAAAAUAAAAUAGAAUAA